UCCACUGGACGGAAGUAGCUGUUGGGAGCUUUCAGACGCUUUAAAUUCCUGCGGGGUGGAGGGCUUAGCUUAGUUGCUGGAGUCUGGCGCCACACUCGCAUGGCUGUGGACGUGAAGUCUCGAGCGAAGCGCUAUGAGAAACUGGACUUCCUCGGGGAGGGACAGUUUGCUACGGUCUAUAAGGCCAGAGAUAAGAACACCAACCAGAUCGUCGCCAUUAAGAAAAUCAAACUUGGACACAGGUCAGAAGCUAAAGAUGGUAUAAAUAGAACAGCCUUAAGGGAAAUAAAACUCUUACAGGAACUAAGUCAUCCAAAUAUAAUUGGUCUCCUUGAUGCAUUUGGACAUAAAUCUAACAUUAGCCUUGUCUUUGAUUUUAUGGAAACUGACCUAGAGGUUAUAAUAAAGGAUAGCAGUCUUGUGUUGACACCAUCCCACAUUAAAGCCUACAUGUUGAUGACUCUUCAGGGCUUAGAAUAUUUACAUCAGCAUUGGAUUCUACACAGGGAUCUAAAACCAAACAACUUGUUGUUAGAUGAGAAUGGAGUUCUGAAACUGGCAGAUUUUGGCCUGGCCAAAUCAUUUGGGAGCCCGAAUAGGGCUUACACACAUCAAGUUGUGACCAGAUGGUACCGGGCCCCUGAGUUAUUGUUUGGAGCUAGGAUGUAUGGUGUGGGAGUGGACAUGUGGGCUGUUGGUUGUAUAUUAGCAGAACUGCUUCUAAGGGUUCCUUUUUUGCCUGGAGAUUCAGACCUUGAUCAGCUAACAAGAAUAUUUGAGACUUUGGGUACACCAACUGAAGAACAGUGGCCUGACAUGUGUAGUCUUCCAGAUUAUGUGACGUUUAAGAGUUUCCCUGGGAUCCCACUGCAGCACAUCUUUAUAGCAGCUGGAGACGACCUGCUGGAUCUCAUCCAAGGCUUGUUCCUGUUUAACCCGUGCACUAGGAUUACGGCCUCACAGGCACUGAAGACCAAGUACUUCAGUAAUCGUCCAGGGCCAACACCUGGAUGCCAGCUUCCAAGACCAAACUGUCCAGCAGAAGCCUUAAAGGAACAGUCGAAUCCAACCAUGACAACAAAACGGAAAAGGACAGAGGCCUUAGAACAAGGAAUAUUGCCCAAGAAGCUAAUUUUUUAGUUACAGCGAACAAUGGACAGUUUCACUGCUGAAAGAAAUGAUCCAAAGGCAAAUAAUGGAAAAAAAAUAGGGAAUAUUAAAUGCUACAGAAGAGAAUUUGUAAAUAUUUUACAGAUGUAAAAUAUGUAAAACUAUGGGUUAUUUUUAUUAAAUGUAUUUUAAAAUAAAAUAUUUGUGAUUUAUGAUUAUGAUUAGAGUACAAGAAUAACUUUAGUUCUCUAAGAUGUAACUCAGAGUGCAUUAGGAGAGACUUUACAUGCAAUUACUGAUGAUAUGCACUGGAUGAUAUGCCACUUUAAGAUCAUUAGAUAUAAUACUGAAAACGAAAAAUGCUGUUAGCAGUUUGGCAAGUACUUAACCCUACUUACUACCCAGACUAGCCUUGAAAAGCUACACUGACACCUCUCUUGAUGUCCUCCAGCUUGACCUUACUGUGCUUUUCCUGCAUGCACAGCCAGGGCCCCGACACUGUUCAUUCCCUUCCUUUUUACCCUCCCCAAGGAAGAGGCUUCGGGGAGCUUUGUGUGUGGCUUUUCAUGCUUUUGUACUGUUACCUUCAAAGAGCUCCAUGUCACCUUAUGGCAGCCCAUGCCUUUGAUCCUAGCAUGUGUGGGCAAGUGGAUCUCUAAGAGUUUUAGGACAGCCUGGUCUACAUACUGAGCUCCAGGCCAGCUAAGGGCUACAUAGUAAGGUCUUCUCUCAAAAAGCAUAAGUAAACAAACAACUUACAACAUCUCAUACUAUACUGUUGUUUCUGUUUCUUGUUUAUCAAUAGAUAUGAAUCUAGUUGACUUAAUUACAUUAUGAUAAUACAUGUAAAUGUUACUUA
Arvicanthis niloticus (Nile rat) is the source of this 1969-nucleotide messenger RNA. It is a transcript of the gene Cdk7, whose product is annotated as cyclin dependent kinase 7. Lineage: Eukaryota; Metazoa; Chordata; Mammalia; Rodentia; Muridae. Gene Ontology annotation, molecular function: cyclin-dependent protein serine/threonine kinase activity; RNA polymerase II CTD heptapeptide repeat kinase activity; ATP binding. Gene Ontology annotation, biological process: positive regulation of transcription by RNA polymerase II; protein phosphorylation. Gene Ontology annotation, cellular component: transcription factor TFIIK complex; transcription factor TFIIH holo complex; cytoplasm. The record is from RefSeq and is a predicted model, not a curated record.